AUGUAUCCGACGAUACCUAGCUAUGAUCAAUGGCAGAUUGGGAAAUCGAAAAAGAAGGAUCUGGAUACGCAGUUUAUUGCGAGCAAUACGUUUAUGCAGGUCCUCCAAGAUCUAGUCGGCCUUCAGUCUCGCCUCGACGCCACGAUAUCGAAAGAAAAGGAUGACAAUGGGUCUGCUGAAGAUGCUGGGUUCAAAUAUUUUGACAUGCUGAUCAACAACAGGAUUCGUGAAGGGAAACCAGUGCCUGAAAAAUCGAAA
Mesorhabditis spiculigera is the source of this 258-nucleotide messenger RNA. The record is from the annotation of a GenBank genome assembly. Lineage: Eukaryota; Metazoa; Nematoda; Chromadorea; Rhabditida; Rhabditidae.